Messenger RNA from Penicillium robsamsonii, 1356 nucleotides. RefSeq lists its product as uncharacterized. Bases 1 to 1356 code for a protein of 451 amino acids. The record is from RefSeq and is a predicted model, not a curated record. The transcript has 2 exons. Lineage: Eukaryota; Fungi; Ascomycota; Eurotiomycetes; Eurotiales; Aspergillaceae.
AUGCAACCAAAUCACUAUCCGCUAGGUCAGGUGCGUGAGCCUAGAGCCGCAAGUCGGAUGACGGAUGGCCAUCAGCCGCAAGAUAACGGUCAGCCCCAGUCAUCUGGUGCGGCGCCCAUGAGAUCAGAGGAUUCCUGGAUUGACGUAUCCUCGCAACCAUCCUCUUCUUCUUUCUCCUCUGCUGCCACGAAUGAAGAUAUAAUCACUACCGGCUUGCAGGUCGAAAUUGGAGAAGCAGGAGUGUACCAUCGCCGCAAUAGGCGACGUCGUCUUCAACACCUUGCUGCUAUCACCACAGCCCAGGUGGACUAUGCAUCGCGGGAUGUCAGUCAAGCCAGUAGCAGCCAAGAGGAAUAUGACGAGAGCGAAAGCGAGUCUGAUCGCGUUCUCAGCAGCUCGAAUGAAGAUAUAACCUGCCCAACGCUCCCACCUGCAUUAUCUGCACGCGCUGCACGGCCCUCAGGUUCAGAUGCUGCCUCCAGCGAUGAUGAAGAUGAUACUUCUACUGCUUUAGGGAUGGGAAUCAACCCAUCACCUUUCGUACCCCAACCAAACAUAUUCACACACCCACCAGCAGCAUCAGAACCUGGAUGGACUGCACGACGUACUCAACCUAGUGUACCGUCUACUCGUGCAACCCCUCGAAGGGAUUCUUAUCCUAGUCCACGAUCAUCGCGCAGAACUCAAUACCAACACAGCCCUUACAACAUGAUCUCCCCUUCCCAUCAUACCGACCACGAUGCAGCUCUUCGUGCCAGCCUAUCAACACUUCUUUCAUGUGCCGCUGCCGCUAGAGGCCUUCCCAAGAAUGACAAUAGGCCAUCACCUACCCCAGCUGCACCCUCUGGAGGCGGACACCCCGCUUUAUUCCGACUAGUAGGUGCAUCGGUCGCUAUGGGAGAGGAGAGCAGCGAUGAAGAGACCACGUCGUCGCCGCAGUAUCCAGAAACAAGUCCGUCUAUAGGGGCACCGCAGAGGAACCUAAGAGCUCCGUCGGUGUCAUCUGACCCAUCUGCCGCCAAAGCAAAGCGCCGUUCAAGUUCUCCUAAAGACCGCGGUGCUGCAUCGAAGAAGAGCCGUCGCGUAAGCAUGACAGAUUCAGCAACGACUGUCAGCCCCACGAUCAUGACAUGGGUCAUCAGCGCCGGGGUUGUCGUUCUAUUCUCUGCAAUCAGUUUUUCCGCCGGGUAUAUGAUCGGCCGUGAGGUCGGGCGAGUUGAGGUGGGGAUGAUGGGAGAUGGUGUUCCUGGCCCUCGCCCCUCAACAGGAUGUGGCCAGGAAGCGGUCCGUGGCGGACUCCGAAAACUGCGCUGGGGAUCUGCGGCUGCAGGAUCUGCUAGUCUUGCAUCAAUGUAA